Hyalella azteca is the source of this 2158-nucleotide messenger RNA. Its product is annotated as lipase maturation factor 2-like. Gene Ontology annotation, cellular component: endoplasmic reticulum membrane. The transcript is spliced from 13 exons. Gene Ontology annotation, biological process: protein maturation. NCBI's taxonomy places the organism in Eukaryota, Metazoa, Arthropoda, Malacostraca, Amphipoda, Hyalellidae. Bases 58 to 2157 code for a protein of 699 amino acids. The record is from RefSeq and is a predicted model, not a curated record.
UUGGUCGCGCGCAUUUUGUUAGAGCAGUUAGAUCAAUUUCUUCAUACGAUCUGCAAUAUGGCACUGGACGUGAGCCACACACAGCAUUGCUUUCUCAAGUAUAUGUGCAUGAUCUACUUGAUCGCUUUCGUUUCUUUGUACCUGCAAAUCAGAGGUCUGUAUGGUCCCCGCGGCAUCCUCCCCUCCCACGGGCUGGUCGAGACCUACCCGACGGUGCGCGCGUGUCUCAGCGACCGCCUCACGCUCGUGUGUCUGGCGCCUGCGCUGCAGCUCAGCACUGCGCACGCCAUGGAGCUGGUGGCGCUCAUGGCGGCCUUCACGUCUGCUCUUGGCUUUCUGUGGGGGGCUUUCUGCUCCUCAGCGACGUUCCUGUUCCUCGUCAUCGCCUACUCGUCGCUGCUAAAUCUUGGGCAAACUUUUCUAUAUUUCCAGUGGGACUCCCUGCUGAUGGAGGUGGGUUGGCUGUGCGUCGUAGCCGCCCCACUCACGGGGCCCUCAAAGCCCACCCAUCUGCCCACACAUGUGCUCAGGGACUCCCUGCUGAUGGAGGUGGGUUGGCUGUGCGUCGUAGCCGCCCCACUCACGGGGCCCUCAAAGCCCACCCGUCUGCCCACGCCCCGCACCCACGUCACGUUCUGGCUCCUGCGCUGGCUGCUGUUUCGUCUCAUGUUCGCUUCAGGGAUUGUUAAACUUCAGAGUCAAUGCCCCACGUGGUGGGGACUUACAGCGCUCACGGUUCACUACGAGUCCCAAUGCAUCCCCACGGGUCUGGCGUGGUUCGCUCACCACCUCCCUGUGUGGUUCCACAAGCUCUGUGUCGUCGCCACUUACGUCAUCGAAAUAGCGAUGCCUGUACUGUUUUUCUCGCCCAUCAGAGACCAUAGAAUUAUUGCUUUCUAUUCUCAGGUGUUGCUGCAAGUUAGCAUUAUCUUGACUGGAAAUUACAACUUCUUCAACUUGUUGACGCUGCUGCUUUGCCUCUCGCUGCUGGACGACAAGCAUCUCGGUUACAGACAUGUCCGUGACUUGUCUCUGAGUUUCCUGACGAUGCUGAAGUCGGCGCUGAGCAGACUGGGCUAUUGGCUCAUCUUGCUUCUGCUCAUCUAUUUUACCACGCAUCUUUUUGACCUCAAAGUCAAUCCUGUCAACUGGACCAUCGAGUCAAGAAUUGCGUUCACCAAGACGCAGCUGAACGAGUGGGUGCACAUGGCGGCGACUUUGAUUACGUUCACCAAGACGCAACUGAACGAGUGGGUGCACAUGGCGGUACCUGCAAGCGUUGGCGUUGGUGUCGUGUCGUUCGUCAUCACGGCUGUAGAGGCGCUGGCCGACGCCGUGCUCGUGCCACGAGGACUCCUCAGCAAACUGGCGACGCUCUGCACGACCUUUGGCUACUGCCUCUUGGCUGGCUUACUCUUCGCCAUAUCGUUGGUUCCAUACACUUCGCUGGAUCCGGAGACACAACGUCAGUUGUCGCCCAUCCUGACGCGGGCAUACGCUGCUGGGUCGGACCGCAUGCACCUCACGUCCUCGUACGGCCUCUUCAGGACCAUGACUGGUGUAGGAGGGCGACCUGAGGUGGUCCUGGAGGGCGCAAACGACGUGUCGGGGCCCUGGAAGGAGUACGAGUUUCCUUACAAGCCCGGACGCCUCGAUCGUGUACCUCCUAUUGUUGCUCCCCAUCAACCGCGGCUGGACUGGCAGCUGUGGUUCGCUGCGCUGGGCUCCUACAACAACAACCCGUGGCUGCUGAGCACCGCCUACAGGCUCCUACAGGGCGCUCCUGAGGUCGUCAGGCUACUUGAUCCUGAAUCUGAGUGGCGCAAGACUCCUCCGAAGUUCAUCAGAGCCAAGAAGUACCUCUACUUCUACACCGCGCUGAACGACCCAAGCGGCAACUGGUGGCGCAGGCGAGAAGAAGGAGAAUAUUUCCCGGUGUUCAGUGUAAGCCAUCCUCCGCUGGUGCAAUACCUCAAGCAAGUGGGUGUCCUGGGCAGCAGCCUACCCAAGGCGUGCACAAAUGCCCACCUCUGCCCAGCACUGGACUGGCUCUACCAGCAGCACUGCGACCUGGACCCCGCGCUAGUACUGCACAGCGUCAUAAGCGCACUAGUGAUCAUCGCUUGGACCAGACGAGCCUUUGCUCGUUCAACCUGAU